Molecule: messenger RNA, 531 nt
Organism: Octopus sinensis (East Asian common octopus)
Lineage: Eukaryota; Metazoa; Mollusca; Cephalopoda; Octopoda; Octopodidae
Exons: 1
Coding region: 1-531 (176 amino acids)
Biological process (GO): DNA integration
Molecular function (GO): nucleic acid binding
Source: RefSeq, a predicted model, not a curated record
AUGCAAAAAGAGAUUCUUGACAAGAUCCACCAAGAGCAUCUAGGAAUGGAAAAAUGCAAGCUCCGAGCCAAGUCAGCUGUAUAUUGGGUAGGCAUGUACAAAGACGUAGAAAAGAUAGUUUCUACACGCCAUAUUUGUCAAAAGUACAGAAACUCACAACAAAAGGAGGAAAUGAUACCCAGUGACAUCCUAAGAAGGCCAUGGCAAGCUAUUGGAGUAGAUCUGUUCACAGAGAGCCAAGAAUGGUAUUUGAUUAUGAUCUGCUACUACUUCAAAUUUCCAUUUGUGAGAAAAGUGAUAGACCUGAGAGCCAAAACAAUAACUACAGUGGCUCGAGGAGUUCUAGCAGAGCAAGGAAUACUAGAGCAGAUCAUAUGUGACAAUGGAACCCAGUUCACAUCGCAAGAAUUCAAAACACUAGCUGAUGAGUAUGGGUUCAAUAUUACAACCUCAUCUCCACACUACCCCAAAGGUCAUGAGUUUAUAGAAAGACAAGUGCAGACAGUGAAGAGAACACUAGUCAAAUGCUGA